Drosophila yakuba is the source of this 603-nucleotide messenger RNA. It is a transcript of the gene Pfdn1, whose product is annotated as prefoldin subunit 1. The coding region runs from base 131 to 511 and encodes 126 amino acids. The record is from RefSeq and is a predicted model, not a curated record. Gene Ontology annotation, cellular component: cytoplasm; prefoldin complex. Gene Ontology annotation, molecular function: protein folding chaperone. The transcript has 3 exons. Lineage: Eukaryota; Metazoa; Arthropoda; Insecta; Diptera; Drosophilidae. Gene Ontology annotation, biological process: protein folding.
CCGAACUCCCCUCACUAAUAAAGAAGAAAAAACUAUAAGCUUCCCGCAGGUGUUGAGAUUUUCAUUAAAUUUGCUGCAAAACCAACAGAUUUGCAUUCAUUCUUCUGUGAAGAAACAGUUAACAGACAAAAUGGCACAAAUGGACCAAGAGUUGAAGAAGGCCUUCACCGAGAUGCAGAUUAAUAAGCUGGAGACCACUAAAAAGAUCAACAUGAUCGACAUGAAGUGCGACAUGGUAAAGACGGGCAAACACAAGUACCAGCUGACGGAAAAGGGCACCAGCAGUUUGUCUGACGACACAAGAGUUUACCAAUCCGUCGGUCGCAUGUUCCUGCUGACCGAUGUGCAGAAUAUGCGCGAGGACCUGAAGGCUAAGCAGGAAAAGUGCGACAAGGCGAUAGAACUGCUGGAGAAGAAGAAGGAGUUCCUGCAGAAGUCACUUAAGGACCAGGAAGACGGUCUGCGCGAGCUGGUGCAACAGCGCAAGGAAGCCGAUCAGACUGCGAAAUAGACUACAACUCCAAACCGGCAUUUAUCCCUCAACGCAACUGCUUAUUUAUUUUCAAUAUACUCGUCUAAAUUGAAGUUGGCGUAGCUGACAAA